AUGAGUGGCACCAGCAGCACAAGACUGAAUCCCAGUCAGAAGUUACUGCAGGUGAACGAACCAAAGCGGUAUGGAUCUACACUGUUGCUGGAGGAAAAGUGUGAGCAGUCUUUUUUCCUCUUUUACUACUACAGGAUGGAGGACGAGGCGGUGCUGGACCGCGGUCACCACACCAUUUACAUCGGCGUGCGUGUGCCAAAAAGCUAUCGACGUCGGAGGCGUCAACAUCGAAGAACAGGUCACAAGGACAAAAAGGAGAGGUUCACAGAGAGCACCUCUGACAAGUCGGACACAGAAAACGCAGAUGAGGCCAGCACCAGCAUUCUCAAACCUCUCAAUUUUGGAAAACAAAGAUGGUUGCUUGUGGAGAUUAGUUCACGGCGAAAGAUUUGUUCACACCAAAAGAAUAAUAGUCCCACCACAACCCACUGGAACCUGACGUCCAGCAGCCUGAACAACAUUUCGGACAAACCAGAAAAAGAUCAGCUGAAGAACAAGUUUAUGAAGAAGUUGCCGAGAGACGCUGAGGCCUCCAACGUGCGUGGGGAGGUGGAUUUCCUGGACGCUCCAUUUGUGGCGUUUGUUCGGCUGCAGCAAGCUAUGAUGUUGGGAGCUUUGACCGAGGUUCAUUGUACCAUGUAGUCAUGAAAGUCCAUGUAGGCAGUGAGAGUUGUCAUUUAUAACUGCCUGACCUAAACAUAAAAAUUAAACACGUUACUUUACAAGUUGAUUAAAGAUAAAUCAUGUUUUCUCAUUUUUACUACUGAU
This is a messenger RNA of Cynoglossus semilaevis (tongue sole), 768 nucleotides long. Its product is annotated as electrogenic sodium bicarbonate cotransporter 1-like. Gene Ontology annotation, molecular function: monoatomic anion transmembrane transporter activity. Gene Ontology annotation, biological process: monoatomic anion transport. Lineage: Eukaryota; Metazoa; Chordata; Actinopteri; Pleuronectiformes; Cynoglossidae. The record is from RefSeq and is a predicted model, not a curated record. Gene Ontology annotation, cellular component: membrane.